AUGGAGAAAGCAAUUAAAAAAUUUCAACAGUUUUUUCGUCUCAAUGUUUCGGGGAUUUUAGACGAGAAAACUUUGUCACUGAUGGUUAAACCCCGGUGCGGCUUCCCUGAUUUGGUUAAUGAAUGUCUCAUCAAACACCGCGGGGUGAAGUUAGUUCGGGACCCUUAUAAAAGUGGUUUGAACUACAAUAUGUAUGGAAAACCUAGGUGGUCGAAACUCCGACUAUCCUGGACUGUAGCACCCGGUACGCGAUCAGACGCUAUUAAUCCAAUUACUUAUGCGCUUUACAGUUGGCAAAAGGUCACCAAGUUCAAUUUUAUAAGAAGUGCUGCUUACAGAAAUACAGAUAUUCAAAUAAGUUUCACUAGUUACCCUAGUGAGGAUUAUGAGCCAUUUCUACAGAUAUCAGAAAUGAUCGCAUACUCAUAUCUUCCCCCUAAAGGAAAGCUCCAUUUCAGGGCAGACAUUCCUUGGUGGAACGGAGCAGGGCGCCAAGCGCCUUGGGAAAGGGACAUUGAAACAGUUGCGGUGCAUGAGAUGGGACACAUACUUGGUCUUAUGCAUAGUAGUGAUCCUUCUGCCGUAAUGUGGCCAUAUGUAAAACGAGGGGUUACCAAAAGGAAUUUACAGCAUGAUGACAUCAACGCAAUUAACGCAUUGUACAACAACUUUCGUUACUAA
Molecule: messenger RNA, 681 nt
Organism: Impatiens glandulifera
Lineage: Eukaryota; Viridiplantae; Streptophyta; Magnoliopsida; Ericales; Balsaminaceae
Product: metalloendoproteinase 5-MMP-like
Exons: 1
Coding region: 1-681 (226 amino acids)
Biological process (GO): collagen catabolic process; proteolysis; extracellular matrix organization
Cellular component (GO): extracellular matrix
Molecular function (GO): metalloendopeptidase activity; zinc ion binding
Source: RefSeq, a predicted model, not a curated record